CUUAUCAGCUGUUGGCACUGGCUGGCAGCAGUCAGUCAGUGGUCGCUUUAAGUCGUGCAUUGUCGAAUUUUUAUUUACAUUUCGCUGUCCGUUUCUGUUAGAGCUUCGCCAACUUCUGUCCGUAUUGUAGUCCGUGGUGUGUGUCACAAUUAUUCAUCGGUUUUUAAAUUAUUCAGUGCAAAGGCCCAAAGUCAAGCCAAUCUUUUUUGGCUGCAGCAGCUAUUCGCAUUCCAUUGAGUCCAGAGAGUAUCCUCCCGCACAAUUGCAGUGUUACACAAUUCGAUUGAUUGCCUUGCUUUGGGUGAAAAUUUUGUUUGAUUGGCAUCAGUAAAGACUUUUAUUUAGUGUAUUAUGAUGCUGUAAUCUGUCGGUAAAACAUUGUUGAUAAAAGUGUUAUCUCAUUCUGAGGCGCAAUUCAUUGCCGACCGGACGACAGUGACAAUCAGUCGAGGUGAAGAUUCACUAGUGCUAGGUUCGGAGUCAAGAGCAUUUACAUCAAUCAUGUCAAGUGUUGGUAAAUAUAACUUUGCUAUCGAUCGAGGUGGCACUUUCACGGAUGUGCUAUGUAUUACACCGGAUGGCGGUAUCCGUACGCUGAAGUUGCUUUCGGAGGACCCGGCAAAUUAUCCGGAUGCACCGACGGAAGGCAUUCGCCGAAUUCUGGCCAUGGAGACGGGUGAUCUUGCACGUACGGCCGAAGGUCUGGUGAACACCGAACUGAUCGGUUGGGUCCGGAUGGGAACGACGGUGGCCACGAAUGCCCUGCUGGAACGAGCCGGCGACCCGGUGGCUUUGGUUGUCAAUCGGGGCUUUCGCGAUUUGCUGCAGAUUGGAAACCAGGCGAGACCGAACAUCUUUCAGCUGAACAUCCAAAAACCGUCCAAUCUGUACCGCGAAGUGAUCGAAAUCGACUGCCGUCUUGUGCCAGCACAACGGGACAUAUGCCAGCUGGAGCAAAGCUGGGACGAGUUGCAGGGAGCAUCCGACGCCCGCUAUCUCGAAAUGGUCCCCAUCGACGAAAGCCAAAUACGUGCCAAACUGACGGAAACGCGGAACAAGGGAAUCACUUCGUUGGCGGUCGUCCUGGCGCACAGCUAUGCCUGCCCGGAUCACGAACUGCGUGUAGGUGAAAUUGCACGAGAAGUGGGCUUCCGACACGUAACGUUGUCCCACAAAGCGAUGCCCAUGUGUCGGCUGGUGGCCAGGGGAUUUACGGCUUGUGCCGAGGCGUAUCUGACACCGCAUGUGGAGCGGUACUUGGCCAGCUUCCGCGCAGGGUUCAAGGAUCAAUUAGAGGGUGUGGAUGUUCUGUUCAUGCAAAGUGAUGGCGGGUUGACCAAAAUGGAGAACUUCAGAGGGGCGAGGGCUAUUUUGAGUGGACCUGCUGGAGGGGUGGUUGGGUAUGCCGUGACUGGAUCCAGGGAUUCCGAGGGGCAACCGUUGAUUGGAUUCGAUAUGGGAGGAACGUCAACAGAUGUAUCCAGAUAUGCUGGAACGUAUGAUCACGUGGUGGAGUCUACAACGGCGGGAGUGACUAUUCAGGCUCCUCAGUUAGAUAUCAACACCGUAGCGGCAGGUGGUGGAUCACGUCUGUUCUUCCGCUCCGGACUGUUUGUCGUAGGUCCGGAAUCUGCUGGGGCUCAUCCGGGACCCACGUGCUAUAAGAAAGGUGGCCCGCUAACGGUAACUGAUGCCAAUUUGAUACUCGGCCGUUUGCUGCCGGAGUAUUUCCCGAAAAUUUUCGGUCCCGAUGAGAAUGAAGCACUAGACUACAUGGCCACCAAGGAGGCGUUUACGGUUCUUCAACAAGAGAUCAACAAGCACGUGAUCGAGUCCGGUGAAAACGAGAAACCGUUUUCGCUCGAGCAGAUUGCGAUGGGUUUCAUUCGAGUGGCAAACGAAGCUAUGUGUCGACCGAUACGAGCGCUGACCCAGGCACGAGGAUUGGAUACUUCAAAGCAUGUGUUGGCUUGCUUUGGGGGAGCUGGGGGACAGCACGCUUGUAGCAUAGCUAAGGAACUUGGCAUGAGCAAGGUGCUGGUUCACAAAUACGCCGGAAUACUGUCUGCUUAUGGUAUGGCGCUGGCUGAUGUAGUUCACGAGGCACAGGAACCUGCCAGCUUGAUACUUAACGAGCAAAAUCGCCUAACGAUUAGAGAUAAACUUAACGAAUUGUCUCUUGCUUGCAAGGAACACCUCAUGUCGCAAGGUUUCCAAGAGGAUAACAUCGUCCUCGAGCCGUAUCUACAUCUACGAUACGAGGGUACGGAUUGUGCCUUGAUGUGUGCCCCGGAUAAGGUCAUCAACAAUCAAGAUAACUACAUCUACACCUAUGGGGACUUUGAGAAAACCUUCUUCGAGCGGUACAAGAGCGAAUUCGGUUUUGUGCUGGAGAAUCGGAAAAUCAUCGUGGAUGACAUCCGGGUAAGAGGUUCCGGUAAAUCUUCCGUCUACGAAGAGGCAUCCAUCCCGGAAGCGGAUGGUCCAAUUUAUCCGGAAAAGACGACCACCACGUAUUUCGAGGAAGGCCCAAUGGUGACCCCGGUGUUCGAUUGUUCAAAACUUUGCAGUGGUCAUUCGGUGCAGGGUCCGGCGAUUCUCAUCGACAAGCUGUCGACGAUCGUAAUUGAACCUGGUUGCCAGGCACUGGUAACCUCCAAGGGGGACUUGAUAAUCGAAGUCUCAACUGGGAGUGCAAAUAAGCGAAUUGACGAACACUUGGAUGCCGUUCAGUUGAGUAUCUUCAACCAUCGGUUUAUGAGCAUUGCCGAGCAGAUGGGUCGAGUACUGCAAAGGACGGCCAUUUCAACGAAUAUCAAAGAAAGAUUGGAUUUUUCGUGUGCCCUGUUUGGUCCUGACGGGGGUCUUGUUAGCAAUGCUCCGCAUAUCCCCGUUCAUUUGGGUGCCAUGCAGGAAACUGUCCAGUAUCAGAUCAAGAUCCGAGGCGAGACUCUGAAGCCGGGAGAUGUUAUCCUAUCGAACCAUCCUCAAGCCGGUGGUUCUCAUCUUCCUGAUUUGACCGUCAUCACACCGGUCUUCUACCCGGAAAAUCCUAAACCGGUGUUCUUCGUGGCCUCUAGGGGUCACCAUGCGGACAUAGGCGGUAUCACACCCGGCUCGAUGCCUCCGCAUUCCAAAUCAUUGGCGCAGGAAGGCGCUGCGUUCAAGUCUUUCCUGCUGGUGGACGGAGGUGUAUUCAUGGAGCAGCAAAUAGUUGAACGUUUAGUGACACCCACGGAUGCACCUGGUGCUACGGGUACCCGGAAUCUGUCGGAUAACUUGUCGGAUUUGAAGGCACAGAUCGCUGCCAACCAGAAAGGAAUCCAGCUGGUGGCAGAACUGAUUGACAGCUAUGGGUUGAGCGUGGUGCAGGCCUACAUGGGUUACAUGCAGCAGAAUGCAGAAUUGGCCGUUCGAGAUAUGCUGAAGGAAAUCGCCAGGGAGAGCAGGCUCAGGACGGGGUCUACCAUUCUCGAGGCGGAAGAGCACAUGGACGAUGGAUCACCGAUUCGGCUUCGAGUCUCAAUUGACGAAAAGGAAGGAUCGGCCGUUUGCGAUUUCAGUGGUUCCGGUCCGGAAGUCUACGGCAAUUGUAAUGCACCUCGUGCCAUUACUCUAUCCGCAUUGAUCUACUGUUUACGGUGCAUGGUUGGACACGACGUUCCGUUGAACCAGGGCUGCUUGGCUCCCAUUCAGGUGAUAAUACCGGGGAAUUCGAUCCUGGAUCCCUCGGACGAUGCAGCCGUGGUCGGUGGAAAUGUACUGACUUCGCAGAGGAUCGUUGAUACGGUGUUCAAGGCAUUCCAAACCUGCGCUGCAUCGCAAGGGUGUAUGAACAAUGUGACGAUCGGAGAUGCCAACUGGGGAUACUACGAGACGGUUGCCGGAGGAAGCGGUGCCGGACCGGGUUGGCAUGGAACCGGUGGAGUGCAUUCCCAUAUGACCAACACCCGAAUUACGGAUCCGGAGAUCCUAGAGUUGCGAUAUCCGAUAAUUCUGAAGAAGUUCUCACUGAGAGACGAUCAGUCUGGUGGAGCGGGUCUGUAUCGUGGCGGGGAGGGUGUGCAUAGGGAACUAUUGUUCCGCAAGCCGAUGACACUGUCGGUUCUUACUGAAAGGCGAACACUCCAACCGUACGGCAUAGCCGGUGGAGAAUCAGCCAAAAGUGGUUUGAAUCUAUUGGUAAAGAAGAAUAAAACCAUCAAUCUGGGUAGCAAAACGGCGAUCGAUGUCGAAACUGGAGAUGUCUUCUCCAUGAAAACGCCAGGUGGCGGAGGUUAUGGACGUCCCGCGUCGACCAAUGCUUAUCCAAUAUUGAAUCUGGUCGAUGACGAUCCUUCGAAGGCGUUUGUGGAGCGCGGUAGCUUAUUCGAGUAUCGGAUGGCCCAGGAAUCCGUUUGAUGGCACGAUGUCGGGUUUAACUUUAAUUUUUACAUCGUUUUAAUUGUUGUGCUGAUCAUAAUCGUUGUAGUGAUGUUUAAGUAGCGUAACGAAGGUUUUUGAAAAUUGACCAUUUGAACACUCAAUUUUUGAGUCGAGCUUGGUCAACAGAAUGUCAAGAAUCCAGUUGCUGAGCCUUCGGUAAUUAUUUACCGAGUAGUCGUAAAAUGUUACCAAUAGUUAACAAUUGUUUCGGAAUCUCGAAAAGCCUACACCCAAACAAACAUUUUUGCUGUACAAGAGUUGAACAAACCACUCUUAAGCAAAUAUUAGCUUAAGAAACUGUUAUUCGGCUAUUUCUGUUUCUUUUGACAUUUCCUUCAUUUUUUGAUGAAUUUGGUCAUUUGUUGGUCAAAUCUGUUGGCAGAGCAAACAAAAACGUUCAUAAACCACGUAGAUUUUCAACAUUUUUGUACGGACAACAACAGAGAAAAAAAAAUGUCGGAUGAAAAAGACGCCAAACAAACGACAAAAAAAAACGCGAAGUUUAUCCUUUGUACCACCUUGUGAAUCAUCUUUAUAACUUCAUGAUCUCAAAAAUUCUUGUUGGUGACAAAUAGAAAAUUUGUAAAUUUGUAGCGUAUUUUUGAACUCGUGAAUAAUCAAUCGUAAUAAACCCAAAAUCAACACUGUUUGAUGGUGGCUCUUCAACGGUUAUUCAAUAUUUACCGACUUGUAGUUACCUCUCGAAAAUGGAUGGACAGUCGUUUGCGCUCCCUUGUUAAAUGUGAAAUUACACAUUUCUAGGUUAUGUUUAGCUGGCGAUUCAGUCAUCAAAUUGAUUAAAAACGAUGAUUAAAUUUUCAUCCAUUGUUUCGCUUCGUAUGGAAGCUUCUUCAGGGACUCAAUUUGUAUCGUUUUUUUUGUCUAGUUGGAUUUGUUAAACGUUCAAAUCGACAAUGAUUUUUCAUAAAAGCCUAACUGACUUGAUCGAUUUCUCUUUGUCGACUCUCUCUUUCGCUAAUAACUUAAUCAAAACGAACAAAAUCAUUAUUCUUUUUGUUUCUAUAGCAAGCUGUAGUAAUCUUCUUCGCAUUUCAAUCAAAUUUUUGGGAAAACUCAAUACACAUUCUGUAAUGACACAAAGAGAGAAUCGAUGAAGAUAAUUCGAAAAUGUCAGUUAGGCCCUUAUGAAGAAUCAGUGUCGAAAUGUCAAUAUUGAUGGAGUAAUUUGUGUUGGGGGUGGUAGGAUCCACAGAUGAGCGCUCAAGUAAAAUUUUACAACUUAUCCAGUAUAGGGAGAAAUGUCACGUUUCUUUCCAGUGGAAACCUGCCAUCCAAGCAAAACGUUGCUGAUUAGUAGAAGUAGACUCAGCAUUCAGCAAAGUUUGCAGCAACUUGAACAGUAAAAGAAAAAAAAACACUCGAACUAUAAGAACGAUUCUUGAUAAUCUGUUGACUAAGAUCAAUUUUAGUACUUAGGCACAAACGUAUACGAUUCAAUGUUCCAACUUCCCUUUUUGAUAAUCACUCAUAUCCGCGCAGUAUAUACUCAGGAAGCACAGAAUCCUAAAAUCCAAUAAUUAUAUACCGGUUUUUGAGUAGAUAAUUCAAUUUUUUCCCACAUUCAAGAUUACUACCUACCAGUUGUUCCAAAUGUAUUAACAUAGUUGCCAAACAAUUUGUUAUAAACUUAAACAAAAAAAAGCACAAAAUGUAACGAAUGUGUUCCAAGUAACGUUCAACCAAGAAUUUACCGAUUGUAUACCGUAUAGAGAACAAGUUUACUCGAUUUCAUCUAUUUACUAUAGACAUUAGGAAUGUGAUAUAACGUGGUGUGAUAACCCUGAUGCACAAAAUUAUAAACUCCAUAAAAAUGAAUAAAUACAUACGCAUUCGCGAAAAUUUUA
Aedes albopictus (Asian tiger mosquito) is the source of this 6290-nucleotide messenger RNA. RefSeq names its product 5-oxoprolinase. The transcript has 5 exons. NCBI's taxonomy places the organism in Eukaryota, Metazoa, Arthropoda, Insecta, Diptera, Culicidae. Gene Ontology annotation, cellular component: cytosol. Bases 502 to 4401 code for a protein of 1299 amino acids. Gene Ontology annotation, biological process: glutathione metabolic process. Gene Ontology annotation, molecular function: 5-oxoprolinase (ATP-hydrolyzing) activity. The record is from RefSeq and is a predicted model, not a curated record.